GGUAAAUACGAGAAUGUAGAGGAACAACAGUAGAAGAAGAAAUCAGUUUCAUAACAAAACGUCACAUCCUUUGACCGCAGCUAAAGGUGAUCACCAUCAGGACUUUGCAUCAAUGUUGCGCUUGAUCGCAACAUCCCUGUGCCUCCGGUGCCAGCGUCUCACAGCUCUAACUUUAAACCUCAGGCCAUGUGCGACACUGAGUUCAGUAGAGAACCAGCAGACCGUGGAGGCUCUCUAUGAUCUCUCUGUUGAUAUCCAGAAGGUCCGGAAACUUAAGGGCUGGGUCCUGCAUCAGAGCCCAGCCUAUACUAAGGAGGUGGCUGACCUGCUGAAGGAUAUGGGGGCCUCAGGCUCCAUAAUCUCCCGGAUUUUAGCGGAACAUCCUGAGGCGGUCCUCUGUCACCCAGAGCAGAUGCAGGCGCAGAGGGAGCUGUGGAUGACUGUGUGCCCAAACCAGAAAGAACUGGUUGGUAUCAUUGAAAAAUUCCCCGCUUCCUUCUUCACAUCAUCAAGCCACCAUGACAACCAGCGGAAUAACAUUGCCUACUUCCAGAGCUUAAACCUCAACAAGCGAAUCAUCACCAAACUCAUGGCCAGCGCUCCCCAGAGCUUCAGCCGGCCAGUAGAGCAGAACGAGGAGAUGGUGCGCACCCUCCAACAGGCCUACCAGGAGCUGGGAGGGGAGGAGGCCAACAUGAAGAUCUGGCUUCAGAAGUUGCUGAGCCAGAACCCGUUUGUUCUCCUCAAGCCCCUGAAAGUGCUGAGGCAGAACCUGCUUUUCCUGAGAGACAAGGGCUUUAGCACAGCAGAGCUCCUCCGCCUCCUCUCCAAGCUCAGGGGCUUUGUCACUGAGCUGAACCCGGACAGCAUGCGUCGCACCCUGGCAUACUCCCAGGAGACCAUGGGCUGCUCCGAGCCACAGCUACGGGAAAUCAUCCUCAACUGCCCUGCUCUGCUAUACUACCCUGAAGCUAUUCUGGCUGAGCGCUUUGAGGGGCUCCUUAGUGCUGGGAUCAGCAUGUCUCAAAUAAUGGAGACUCCGACUGUCCUGGAGCUGACCACGCAGAUAGUGAAUUACCGCAUCCAGCGGCUGAGGGUGCACGGCUAUGACGUAAGGACAGGUAGUCUGGAGGUCCUAAAUGGCACUAAGAAGGACUUUGAGAUGAGCUACACUAAACUACAGCUACGUAUAGAGAGACCACUUUUUAACCCUGUCGCGCCUUUAAAAGGAGAUGACUGACAUGUGGACUAAUGAAUUAAAGCUGUGGCUGGAUGUUUAGUGUUCUUGUGAUUGUUUAUAUCUAUACUAUGUCAGUAUCAGAAUAAAGUGUCUAAAGUGUAAAGAUGCACCUAAUUCAAGCAUUUAUUUUAGAAUCCGAUUCAUGUGUCCUGCAGCUUAAUUAGACAAAGUACAAUGAUGCCAUUUGAACUUAACGGUGCAUUUUGACCACAGAGAUGCCUCUUAAUGCAACGCUACAAUGAGUGUAAAGACUGACCUAAAUUCUGCUUUUUCUUCAUGUGCUCAAAACUGGUACAAGGAAUCACAUUCAGGCAAAGUUUCAGCGAAGAGAAUUUGCUUCCUCCUGCCAAAAUCUCCAACCUUGUGGGAUGAAAAGUAAUCAAAUUAGCAAACUACUUGUCAUGUGAGUGUUUUUUCAAGCCCUGGUUUUCCUCUAAUUAGGCAGUGUGAAUCUUAACACUAAAUGCGAAAAUGUAUCAAAGUACAUUUUUUCACACGUAGUUUCAGACUAAAGAAAGCUGUGAUCGCGCCCUAUUUAUCAGUGAGUCUGAUGGUAUUACACAUGAAAAAACAGGGCACUUUUAUUGCAGGUGUAAAUUCAUAUUGGCAGAGGUGAGGAUGAUUAUUUAACGGCUUCCCAGAGUGAUAUCAAAAAAUGAGACAAAUGCAAUGCCAUCCUAAUAUGUCAUGCUUUUUAGGGAAGAUGUAGUCCA
Molecule: messenger RNA, 1953 nt
Organism: Xiphias gladius (swordfish)
Lineage: Eukaryota; Metazoa; Chordata; Actinopteri; Istiophoriformes; Xiphiidae
Gene: mterf2
Product: mitochondrial transcription termination factor 2
Exons: 2
Coding region: 113-1240 (375 amino acids)
Biological process (GO): regulation of DNA-templated transcription; termination of mitochondrial transcription
Cellular component (GO): mitochondrial matrix
Molecular function (GO): double-stranded DNA binding
Source: RefSeq, a predicted model, not a curated record